AUUGUUCAUUAACUCUUUUUUUUUUCUUGUGAUUGUAUACCAUUGUAAUAUUUCGUUAUUUAGACUUACCCUUUUGUUAUUAUUUUCAAUGUUUUCUUUCAAUCAUCUGUUGGCACUCAAACUCGGACUCAAAGAUGUCGGCACCAAAGGCCCCAGUAAAUCCUAAUCUAAAGAUAAUGGCAGGUGCUUUAGUUUGUGAAGACUGCGAAUUAAUAGGAGACAUUACAAUAGGAGCCAGAACUGUUAUUCAUCCUAAAGCAAGAAUAAUUGCAGAAGCUGGUCCUAUUAUUAUUGGAGAAUUUAAUAUCAUUGAGGAACUAGUCACCAUUACAAAUAAGUCUUCAACUGAUGCUAACAGUGGGAAAGUACUUAUCAUUGGCAACAACAAUGUCUUUGAAGUUGGAUGUCAUGUAGAGGCUAUACGAAUAGGAGAUCACAAUGUGAUUGAGAGUAAAGCUAAAGUGGGUUCAAAGGUUGAGAUUUCUAAUGGCUGUAUUGUUGGCUGUGGAUGUAUACUGAACAUGAAUGAGGCCUUGCCUGAAAACACUGUAGUGUAUGGGGACAAGUGUGAGCGCAGAAUACAGAGGGAGAGACCUCCAGCACAAAUGCUUCAGAUUGAUUUCUUGACCAGAAUUUUACCAAAUUAUCAUUAUCUUAUGAAACCAAAUCUGAAUGUUAAUGUACGUGCACCUGUCAAGAAAUAAAUGUUGCUCUGCUUAAUGUUCAUUUCUUACAUUUUCAGUUAAUAGAAAUCCCCACAGAAGACAUUUAAUUAUGUUGUAAAGCUUUAAGCUAAGGAGUGUUAGGCUUAAAAAUUAAUUAACUUCAAUUUUACAUUAAAUUUGGCAUGAGAUUAAAAAAAAAAGCUUAUUUUAUCAAAAGAAAAGAAAAAGUUUUCAUCAUUAAAUAAAAAAAAAAAUAAUUAAAAGCUGUUAUUUAAAAAAAAAAUUAUCUUCAACAUUAUUUAACAAAAGCUCGUUGUAAGUUUUCACUCCUGUUGCUUCUAUGUGAAACUAUAAACUAGGUAUUUUAUCUUAAACUCUCACACUCCCUUUAGCAAAUAACCUUGAAUCAGUGACCCACUGCAACUUCAAAUGUAAUUCUGUUGUACCUACAUUGAUAAUAAAGAUUAAAUUAUAAUGCUGUGUAAGUGGAUGUUUGAAUUCAAGUACUUUAGUACCAUUAUAUUGGAAUUCAAAUACUGCUCUAUGUCCUGUCAAUCUGUUGUGGGAUGUGAGGAUACUUAUCAAGUGGGCAGGAGAUCAAAUCCCAACUCAAGAUGAGUUGCAGCACUGUGGCUCCCUCCAACCACAUCUGCAAAAGAAAUUUGUCCAUGGCACAUUGAACAAAAAAAAAAUUAUGAUGUGUGAUAACUAAAGAAAUUCCUCUAGGUAAAUAUCUGAAAUAAUCAAUUAUAAUUUGCUUCCUUGCAGUAGUAUGUAGUGAUGGUGGUGGAAAUGAUUCAUUCAAACUUGAGCUAAGGAAUAAUAUGGUUAUUAAUUAUUAUUCAAAAUACUAUAAAUAUAUACUCAUUGGUCUUUUUUUUAAAUUGAAAAUUAAUUAUUGUAAAAUUAAACACAAUGUAAUAGUUUUUGUAUAAUUGUAAGAACUAAUUUUAAUGUUAAUGUUUUUUUUUUAAAUAUGUUUUUUUUGCUGAUAGACAAUAUAUAAAUUGUGCACUUGGAAUGAAGAAAAAUAAGUUCAGAAAUUUUAGAAUUUUAAAUUUUUCUUUUGGUCUUGAUGUGUCAUUCAUGUUAACUUUGUGUUAUUGGUAUAUAUGUUCCUUCAUUAUUUUUAUUUAUUACAUGCCUGACUGGGUGUUUUAUUUUUUGUGCAAUUUUGUUUCUUUAUGCUGUUUUAAGCAUAGAUGGAUGUUAUAUAUAUACCAAUAUAUAUGUGUGCGUGGAUGCAUGUUUUUUGUUCCUUACUUCUGCUUAAAGAUAUGUUGAUAAUUGUGAUAAAAAUACUUUGUAUGGACAGAUCAUGACAUUAUCAAUGAAUAUAGAUUAUCACUUACUAAGAUGGGACUGCUUAUAUUUAAUAUCUUAAUAAGCACUUUUGAUGUUUGUGACUCCUUGCAACUGUCCUUUAUGGUUACUCCAAGUUUGUAAUGCGAUCUUUUUUUUUUUUUUGAAAGGCAUAUAUUUUAUUUCUUAUUCUUGUUUUUUUUUAUGUGUAUUUUGGUGUAGACUUAGUUGAAAUAAAAAUAACUUUUAUGAAAUUUAAAAAAAAAAAAGUUUCAUCCUUAUGAACAUGUGGGGUAUGGGACAAAAUGUUGUAAAGGAUGUCUCAUUCAUUGAAAGAGGCAAAGGAAAGGUAUUUAAUCCUUAAUGACUAAACUCUAGAUCAAGAACUGACACUUAAUGUCACUGAGUGAGUUUGUGUUUAUCGAAAGACGUUUGUGGAGGUGUUCCUUUAAAGCGCAUGGCUUGCAAAUCAAUGGGUCUCUGGUUUGAAUCAUGGUGGACUUUGGGAUCCUUAGGAUGCCCCUGAGUCCAUCCAACUUCAAUUGGCACCUGACAUUAGUUGGGCACAUGACACCUUCGUUAACUGUCAGCCAUAGAAACAGAUGGUCUUAGCAUCAUCUGCCCUGUAGAUCAGAAGAUCUGAAAAGGGUACAUUACUUUUCCUUUUAUUGGUAGUGGAUCUUCUCUCAAAAUGUCCCACAUUUUUAUCUUCAGGGCUAAAUGUGUGGAAUAGCCGGGGGGAGGGGGGUCUAUGGAGAAAGCAAAGUAGAGGUAUUUAAUGGGCCCAAGAAGACAUUGUGUAACGAAAAGAUUCAUAAGAACAGCAAGGGCUACUAGAAUUCAUGGGCUAGAGAAAUCUGUGGUUUGGGGCGAAUGAAUGCGGGUUGUUAAAAAAGGUUUUGUUUAAAAAUAAACAGUUACUUUCUAAAUAGCAUGAAAUGAAAUCACUAAAGCAAAGAGCAGGCAUAAAGUGUAUUCUUUAUUUAAAAUUGUUUAAUUUUUAUGAGUUGAAGAUUAUUCAAAUAUUGAAAAUAUAUUUUGAAUUAGA
Messenger RNA from Biomphalaria glabrata, 3015 nucleotides. RefSeq names its product dynactin subunit 6-like. Gene Ontology annotation, cellular component: dynactin complex. Lineage: Eukaryota; Metazoa; Mollusca; Gastropoda; Planorbidae. Gene Ontology annotation, molecular function: dynein complex binding. Gene Ontology annotation, biological process: mitotic spindle organization. The record is from RefSeq and is a predicted model, not a curated record. The transcript has 7 exons. Bases 135 to 704 code for a protein of 189 amino acids.